AUGAAACCGGAACUGGAAAUCGACGAGUUAACAUGGCAGCUUUACCCACGUGCGAUUUCUUCAUGUGUUGACAUUUUUCACGAAAUGCCUGUUAGAAUAUAAUAACUGCCGCUUUAGCGGCUUCUCGCACACAGAGUUCAGCAACUGUUUGAACUUGGCAUCAUGGCUGGGAGUUCUAUGGACAGUUUUGAUCAAGACAACAAGUUCUUUAAGGGCUUGUUGGACAUGGUACCAGCACGAGUUCUCUUUGAUGAAGAAACAAAGAGGAAGAUAAGGGGGGAGGACGAGGAGGAAGAAGACUCCGGCCAGCAUGGCUCAAAAAAGAAAGGGAAACAGGAAAAAAGAAAAAAAACAAAAUUUGAUCCGUUGCAGAGAAAGACUGUGACCCAGCUCCAGGAAGAACUGGAACAGAGAGAAGGACAGUCUUUCACUCAGCUAAAAAAGAGUAAACACAAGAAGAAGCAAGCAGGUGCUGAACAAAAAAUCCGCAGCAUCACCCACGACCUCGAGGAGCUGAGGUCACGUCUGCAGGCUCGCAUCUCCGAACUCUCAGGAAAGAAGAGUAAGCUGACUGACAGGGAAUCGAAGGAGAAGAUCAGGCUGAUGAAGAAGAAUAAGAAGUUGAAGCUUAAGUUACGCGGUGCACAGAAGCAGAAUAAACACAAGGGUGAACACGGACAGCAGACAAACGCUGACGAUUCCCCAUCUCCGUCGGAGCCGUUAAUGGUCUCCGAGAAACCUGUGUAUAACAAGGAAGGCAAGCUUGUCUUCAGUAAGUUUGAUUUCACGGAUUCGGGGGAGGUUGAAAAACCAAAGACAGAUUUACGGGGCAAAAAUUACAAAAGACUGUUAGAAAAAUUAGAAAAACGGAAAAAGAAGGCUGAAGAAGUGCGCGAGAAGAGUGUUGAUGCUGCGCAAAAGUUGGAGGACAAGACAACGUGGAAAACUGCUUUGUUGAAGGCAGAGGGAGAGAAAGUUAAGGACAAUGAGAAUCUGCUGAAGAAAGCAGUGAAACGGAAAGAAAAAGAUAAAAAAAAGCGUCAGAAAUCGUGGGAGUCCCGCACACAGCAAGUGGAUCAGGACCAGAAAAAGAGGCAAGACAAGAGGAAGUUCAAUUUGGAUGCAAGGAAGAAACAAAAGCUAGAUAAGAAAAAGAAAAAGGCGGUUAAAAAGGGGAGGCUCAUUCCAGGGUUUUGAUAUUGAAUCUAUUUGUACAGGAAAAUAAAAUAAAGUUGUACAUAUUCA
Molecule: messenger RNA, 1245 nt
Organism: Haliotis rufescens (red abalone)
Lineage: Eukaryota; Metazoa; Mollusca; Gastropoda; Lepetellida; Haliotidae
Product: surfeit locus protein 6 homolog
Exons: 5
Coding region: 163-1197 (344 amino acids)
Biological process (GO): ribosomal small subunit biogenesis; ribosomal large subunit biogenesis
Cellular component (GO): nucleolus
Molecular function (GO): DNA binding; RNA binding
Source: RefSeq, a predicted model, not a curated record